Messenger RNA from Porites lobata, 6133 nucleotides. The record is from the annotation of a GenBank genome assembly. NCBI's taxonomy places the organism in Eukaryota, Metazoa, Cnidaria, Anthozoa, Scleractinia, Poritidae.
AGUGGGUAUGGCGUACGGAUUCCUCUGAUGUAUCCGGUUGGUAUCCGAUGUUUAAGAGUGUUUCAGAUUUUAGAGACUGAAGAUAUCCGUGAAGCAACACGUAAUUAAGGUAUGUUGAAGUGCUUUAAUAGUAUAAGCUACGUUGAAUAAAUUUGUCCUUAUUUAAACAGAUUCUUUAAACGUGCAGACGAAGGUUUGGUUUGUGUGUCGGUAUGCGAAGGAAAUCAGCGAGCAAGUCUUUUCCCAAGAAAUUUGUUUCCUUUGCGAAAUUCACCUUUAUACAGAAAUUACGCUGUCGUGGGAUCGUGUAUGUUUUUAUCUUGUAUUAGUCGUUACUGAGACGUCAGAAGGAGCAAAAUCAGUGUGCAGUUGUGUGUUUAUUAUGAGGAUCGGAGGACUUGAAAUUUUAUACACGCUACGCUUUCAUUUGUUUUACUUGAAGUAACGUAGUGAGUCUAACUUGCUAUUCUAACCAACAUUCUGUAUUCGUGGUGACGUAAAAACAUAUACUCGUACAUACACCUAAGCUAAGCUGAGUUCAUCAAACUCAUAUUGAAGAGUAGGCCAAGCAAAAUAGUGACGAUUUAUAAAUAUUGUGUUAAAACAUCACGCUUUCAUUUGAUCCGCUGUUUGAUUCAUGACACACUUCUGCUUGUUGUCAUCGUGCCUUUGACGGUACUGGUAUAUCCUCUUGGUAUCCUUUUGUGCAGUCUUUACGCAGUGUUCUGGUCAUCCUUCUUGGACAACUGCCAUUGUUUUCACAAGUGAAUUGAGUUUGUAGCUUUGUUGAUCUGAACGUGGUAAUGUCUUACACUUGGUUUAUACUUCAGCCGAGUGAUUUUGAACAAACAUCGAAGACAAACUACAGUCAAACUCCGUUAAUACGGACACUGAGGAUCCAUAGAAAGUAUGUUUAUUAACAAGGUGUCCAUAUAAAAUGGUUUGAAUGUAGAGAAAAUGUAAGGGCUUUCUGUCCCAAGGGACAAAGCAAGCUGUCCUUAAUGACAAGUUGUCCAUCUUUGGUGGGUGUCCAUAAAGCGGUGUUUGACUGUACAUUGAAAUCACUAUUAAGUGGCCAUUAACCCUUAAUUUUAUAAUAACAUUAUUCGCCCUGUUAUGUCUUACGCUAACGUUGUUUGGGCAAAUGGCGAUACAGAGUCGGUUUAUAGGGUCUUAAGAUUGCAAAAACGUGCGGCACGCGUUAUUUCUUAUGCCGAUCGCAUGACACCAUCAGUUGCUUUGUUUAACAAGCUAGGUUGGAUUCCGUUUUAUGAGCAACACAAGAUAGAUAAAUGCAUAAUAAUGUAUAAGCGAAUUAAUGGGUAUUUGCCGAAUUAUCUAAAUGAACCCUUAAUUUUGGAUAAUAAGCGGCACUCCCGCAACACUAGAUAUUCAAGCAUUAAUGCUGUUUGUCCUAAAUAUAGAAGAGAAACAGAUGGAGGACACCCUUUAGCUGUUUCGGCAACAAGACUGUGGAAUAGUACACCAAUUGAAAUUAGGAAACUAGAUUCUGUAGCAUGUUUUAAAAAGAACAUGUUUGCCAAGAUUUUUAAGGAACAACAAUGUUUGCAUCAUUUUAUCAUUUAAUAAUUUUUUUUUUUUUUUUUAUAUAUAAAAAUCGAAUCUUGUUUUAUUUUAAAUGUUUAUAUAUUUUAGCUUACAAUAUUUAUUAGAUUGUAAAUAGUUGUGUAUUUUAUGAGGGCCACAAGUUUAUUAGCCUUUGGCUAUUAGGUGCUACCCUCUUUAAAUAAAGGCUUUACUUACUUACUUACUUACUUACCACACUUAAACAGAGGUGAUUUUAAUAAAACUUGAAAAAAUAAUUCAUUAGAAUUUUGAAGUCCCUUAAAAUUUUGUUUAUGCACUGAUAUCAUGUCUUGACUUAUGAAUAUUCUUUUUCCAGGUGUCAAAAGAAACCACACAAAAUUGUAGUCAAUCUAUGGAAAAACUGUCACAGCCAUCAACAAGCAAUGCCAACCAUGUGAUAAUACAGGUAGUUGGUCAGUUACAGAAUGGCGAUGCAUUACCAGCUCCGAGUCCAGUUCAUCAGAAUAAAAGCCACUCAGGUUCAGUACACUACUACCAGUGCGGACAGUGUGAAAAGGCUUUCCUUUAUAAGUCAAAACUGCUUCUGCAUCAGGUAACACACAGUGGUGAACGACCUUACAAGUGUCCAAAUUGUGAGAAGACUUACAAGAGAGAGUCUGAGCUUGUAGUACACCAAAGGGUUCAUACAGGAGAGAGGCCCUUUAGGUGUUUGAAAUGUGACAAGGCAUUCAAAACAAAAUCUGAGCUUGUGGUACAUGACAGGUUCCACACAGGUGAAAGGCCUUACAAGUGUGUCACCCACUGUGAUAGGUCUUUUAGGACUGCAUCUGAGCUUGGUUUACACAAGAAAAUAACCUCAGGUGACAGGCCAUACAAGUGUAGCAAGUGUGACCGCAGCUACUUUCGACAGGCUGAUCUUACAAAUCAUGAAAAAAGUCACUGUGCAGAGAAACCUCAUAAGUGCAAACAUUGUGGAAAAAAUUUCAGGACACAAUCUGAAGUCAAAAAGCAUGAGAAGAGUCACAGGACUGCAAAGACUGUUGAAUGUGAGGUUUGUGAGAAAGCGUUCAAGUCAAAAGAUCAUCUUGAAGUCCAUGAACAAAGCCAUGUCAGUCAGAAUUCCUUUUCCUGUCCCAUUUGUUCACUGUCGUUUAGUAGCAGGGAUGAGUUGUCAGCUCAUAAUGAAAGCCAUACUGGAAAAAAGCUUUACAAGUGUUCUCAGUGUGAUAAGUCAUUUGCCUUCAAGUCCAAGCUUUUUCAACAUUGGGUCAUUCACACUGGCGAAAGACCAUACAAAUGCAAUCAGUGCAACAAGUCUUAUGGAAGGAAAUCAGAACUUGUAGUGCAUCAAAGAAUACAUACUGGUGAAAAGCCUUUCAAAUGCACCAGUUGUAAUAAGUGCUUCAAAACAACAUCGGAACUUGUUGUUCAUUGUAGAACUCAUACAGGGGAAAAGCCAUACAAGUGCAGUUUUUGUGCAAAACAAUUCAAGACUGCAUCAGAACUAGGUGUCCACAAAAGAAGCCACAUUGGGGACAAACCAUUUUCAUGUACUAGAUGUGACUUGUCAUUCAAACAAAUGUCUGAUCUCACCAUCCAUAAGAAAUUUCAUUUGAUUGACUUGCCUUUCAAAUGCCAUCUUUGUAUAAUGGCUUUUGGAAGUGCAUCAGAACUUGCUAGUCACCAACAAUUACAUAGUUCUAUUCUGAACAAUGGUAUUAGUCAUGAUAGAGAUGUCUCUCAAACUACAGAACAAGCUUCUCAAGCCAGUGACCAACCUCACCAAGAACUUACUGAUGACCAACCAGCGAGGGUGGCUACAGGGCUGAAGAUGGCGCAGUUGUCAUUAGCAAAAGAUCACAAUGCGCAUACUGCAAAGGACAAACCUGUCAAUGGAAAACUGCCCAAUGGGGAGACAGAACUUGACAUUGAAAAAUUAAUGAAAAUUGUCAACAAACCUUUCAAGUGCAGUGAGUGUGGCAAGGCGUUUGUCUCCACUACCGAGUUGGCAGGGCAUGUAAGAAUGCACACCGGUGAAAGACCAUUCAAGUGUUCUCUAUGCGACAACUGUUACAGAACACAGUCAACACUUUCCGUCCACAUGAAAAGUCACGAAAAGGAAAAAUGUUUCCCUUGUUCUUAUUGUAAAGUGACAUGCCCCACCCUUUCAAAGCUUUAUGACCAUUUCCUGAUUCAUCAGCCAGUGAGUAUUGCUGGAAGCUGGCAACCUAGUACAAUUAGUCCACAAAAACGAAAGAGUACUUCUGAUAAUGAGCCACUAAAGUGCUGGGUUUGUGAUAAAGAAUUUGCCGACCAGGGAACGUUAGAGCUUCACAUCAGUUUACACAAAGAUAGAAGCAGCACCCUUGAACUGUGUGUCAAGAGGCUAAAAGGCUCUAUUGCCAAAGAGUAGAGCAUGGACCAACGUUAGUGUUUGGUUACAAGGUAAUUUGAUAUUUUACUCCCGUGGAAAUUUACAAGAACUAUUAAUUAACAAUUAUUAUUCCUUGAUUUCGAGUGGGCUCUGAGUCAAUAGCCCAUAAGGCCGAAGGCUGAAUGGGUUAUUGACUCUGAGGCCAUGAGGGCGAGAGGAAUAAUUGUUUUAGUAAAAUCCGACUAGUUGGUAAAAAAUAUCGAGACAAAACAACUCUAGCUAGUUAAAGUUAAACAUUAAUCCUCUUUUGCUGCCAAAAAGCUGGCGUUUUUCGGUACUAGUGGGCUAAUAGCCUAAUAGUAGCUCAACCAAUCAGAACGCAGCAUUGAUAAUAGACCACUAGUUGGAUUUCACUAAUUAUGUAUAUCUCUGACUUCAGAGUGGAAGAGUCCAACUUUGAUUGUCAUUUGACUGUUUCUAAAAUUUGUAUACUUCAAUAAUAACACUUUUUCUGCAGCACUAGAAUGUUUCUUUGAAUUAUAGCAAGAAUGUCAUACUGACAAACAGUUACAUAUGUUGUAGUUCAGUUUGUCCUUGGUUCUAAUAAUUUUUUUUUAAAACUUACUUUUUUAAGAAAAACAUUUGUAUGGUAAUGUCUGAGAAUAGCCUUUGAACCAAGAAUAAAUUGAACCUCUUCAUAAUAUUUAUCAGAUGCAUGGAAUAAGGCCUGAGCAACUCUUCAUGUUAUUUGUCUUUCUCCUUUCAUUUCAUAGGCAAACACAAGGCACUCUGAAAGGAGAAUUUAGAAGUUUAUCAGAAAGCAACUAGAGUUUUUCAACACAUACUCCUUUAUCUGUUAGUUAUGAUGAAAGUAAUAUUACUUGCUUGAUCUUUUGUAACACAUGCACCUCAGCUUUAUCUUAAACAUAUUCCUGCUCUCGGAAAUAUGUGAUUUUGAUUGGAGAAAAACUAUAAAAGAUGGAAGUUUUAUGGUGAAUUCUGCUAAUUAGGCAUUAUUAAAUAUUUCUCUCUUAGUAACUGACAAAUUAUUCUUGUAUUGGUAAGACAUGAAUGAGUGAGUUAAGUGCUUUUUUGUUUCCAUAGUUGUUACAGAUGUCAUGGCAAUUUAAGAGAUGUUUGUGGUUGAUUUUGUUGUGAAUUUAUGCUAUGCAAUACAAUGAUGCAUUGGUACAAAAAGUGAUGUCAUGUGAAUUUUCUUUCAAAAGAUCUUUACCAGCAGUUGUUGUAUUUGGCCAAUCUAUUGUAGAUUAGAAUUCUGUUGUUGUAUAAUUUGUUUGUUUGUAAAUAGGAUUUUACAGUAUGAUAAUAUAAAAAAAGAUAGGAUGCUUUUGUGAAAUUAAAAAUUGUCACUUGUGACAAUAACAAUAUUUUAAUAUUAGGUAACUAACUGCUAGAAUCAUCCUUUAUCUUAUUAAAAUUUUAGGUUGUUGCAUUGUGGAUAAUAUUGGGAAUUAUGACAAUCAAGAGUUUUGAGGAAAAAUAUAAUCAUUGUAGACUUGGUUGUUUGAUUCCCCAAACAAUGCUAGGAAAAUUACAAACCAUAAUUAAGGAAUGAGCUUGUUAGGUUAUGCACCUUGUAAUGGAAUUUUGCCAGAUAACAAAAUACUCUCUAUUUUUACAUCAUUCUAAUAUUUUGAGCUUAGGUAGAGCUAGGAGUUAAUUUUUAUAUUUGGUGGACAUUUUGAGCCUCAAAAUGUUGUUACUUAGAUGUUAUGAAAUUAAAUGUAAUAAAAUGGGGUUGGCUAGUCUCUGCAGCUGCUUGGGGCAGAGUCACGCAAUACCUCCCAUCCACACACGUGGAACAGUAGGAGCAUUGCUUGACUUAGGUCCAAGCAGCUUUGAUGGAGACUAGGGGUUGGCAGCCCUAGUUGGCUUUUACCUCAUGUGUUGGGGAGGGUAGCGAUGAGGUUGUCUCCCACACAGACAUUCUUUUGGAUCAUCACGCCGUCCUCCCCAUCGUGGGGAAGGAAUGCGUGACAAAGCCCUUAAAACGUCUUUGUGGGGGGUUAACUUUGAUGUGGAGGGGGAACAGUGUAUACUAAUGUUCAGCCAAACAUUUACUGCAUUCCUUGUGGAAAUUAUUUUUUCAUGUUGACACUGGUAAAAAAAACAAUGUUCUCCUCAGAACUUUAGCCUAAGUCUUGUUCUUAGGAUGAACCUGUGAUCAGGCAGCCUUCUUCCCUUUUUCUU